AUGGCUGCCGACUCGUUGGAGCCUCGACUCGACCGUCGCGGCUCCCUGCUCGAUGGUCGGGAUGCUCAAGUCACACCCGGCUUCGACCCGUCUUUAGACCCCACGAUUAGACAGCUGUUCGAGCAGCAAGCUGAAAUCCAGGCGAAACUAGCCGCCCUACUUCCAGCCAAGUAUCUUCCAAACAGUAAACUCGAGCUGGACAUGCUUCGUCGAAAGCUUAGAGCACUGGAGACCUACGUUAAGAGUCAAAACCUUCCUGGGACCGUUCCCAUAUUAUCUGAUAUCGAAGAGGCCCGCGCCCUGCAGUAUAAAUGCGAGUGCAUCGAGAGUUUCUUAAUAGAUCAAGGGUUGGACCUUCAUGAUGCGCAGUUUCUGCAUGCCUUGAAGCUUUUCGGUCAAGAUGACUCACCACCUGGCUACGAUGCUUGGCUGGAUAAGAACAUCUCAUUUUAUGAUCCCAUCUUCCGGGGAUGGAGGAUGAGGGAGACUAUACCUCUCAUAUCAAGGCGUCAGGCUUCCUUCAAGUGUUGGGAUGACCGAUGCUUAUAUUAUAUAUAUGGCUUUUCUAAUCCCGAAGAACGGGACGAGCAUCUAAAGCAACAUGUCAUCCCUCCGAAGAGGGACUCGGGCCUAUCGGUUGGCACGAUACCACCGAUUGUCUUCCCGGACCAGUCGUCGUCACGACUGUUCAGUACCGAUCACAUAAACCGGAGCUCACCGGCGACGCUACCACGGCUUUCUGUUCCUCCCUCGCUGCCCCCGCUGGCUACUGCCAAUCAACCUAGAGAUCGACGUGAGUCAACAAUUGGCUUUCCCUUUGCAAAUGAGCUGCCUCCUCCUCAACCUAGGGGGUCGGUAGACUCGGAACCGGAUUCUUUGCUGCCGCCCUUAAAACGAAGUAGAGUCGGACACGGACGACUCGAAUCUAUAGGUGAGCUGAGGCUACCACGUGAUGCAGGACCAUGUCUCCGUUGUAAGGUCUAUGCGAAGCCUUGCGAUUCGAAGGACGACUGUGCGUUUUGUUGCGAAUCUGCUGGCUCCGCCAGCGACGAGUUCUGGGGCGUGCUCGGAUGCCAUCGCGGCUCCCUGGUCUCGCUAGCUGAUUACAUGCUACCAGAAGCUCUUUCCCCGAGACAGGUGCACACGCCUGUUACGUCACCUAUGGCAAGACGUCGAAACAUGAACGACUAUCUCGAACGGACCUAUCUCGUAAGCCAGAGCAUGUCGGAAAUGGUAAAGUCGCAUAUGGAUUUCGACGAUGGGUUUUGGUGGACCGAAGAUUUAGCAUCGUUACCAAUGCCUAAUCCCACCUUGGCGACUUAUUCUAAGGAGCCCAAGGAUAAACCGCCACCGGUCUUGAAAGUACUAGCGGCAAGUUGGAAUGCGGAGGGUGUUCCCUUCCAAUUCUGGGAACUGUUUAGACUAACAGGUUUCAUGUCGGAGAGCCGAGAAUUAGAGGCAGUAACUUAUCCUGUGCUAUAUCGUGCAAAGUUACUCUUAAGAGAGAUUUUAUUCUAUGAUUUACAGCAGCCCGAACCGUCGAUACGAACCGAGGUCAACUUAACUAAUGUCACGAAUGCCCAAAAUUCCCCCGACGAUAUAGAUUACGAAGGGCGGAACCGGCUGAUAUACAACUGCAUGAUUCAAUUUUUGCAAUCCUUCGAGAGUACGACUAUGCGAAGAGUCAUCUCUGAUCCUAAAAGCUGGCUAGCUGUUUUCGUUUCGCUUUGUAUUUUUAGCAUCGUGAGGACGAUCUUGGCAGACCUGAUCUCUACGCCAUCAAGGGCUAUUCCCGCGCAAUCGCAAUCAGGGUUCCCCAUGCCCACAGGCGCCACUUCUAUGCACAGCGUCUAUAAGGCGUUGGUAAGUGUAUUUGCUUGGUCUACGCCGAUGAUAAUCGACGACCCGGCUCUCGAGUUGGACACGCACGAUCGCGCGUUAUUCGCUACGACCGUUGCGGCUGUUCGAAAAGAUGAUUGGAUUGCGCUGGGAAUUCGAUCUUCUAGAGACUUCCUCCUGGGACUUGGGAGUGGUUACUUAGAUGGUAGUGCUGGAGGGAGUGCUGGGUUUAAUGGCUUCUUUAGACAACGGACACCCAUUUACCGGCAUGUGUCAUAUCAUCAGCCUUCUGUUGUUGGCCAAGCCGGCGAGCCUCGGAAAUCGGUCAUUCAGUGGCGCCCAAUCGACCCCUGGGCAAAUAGGAACGAGCAGGAAAUGCUACCCGCGACGUAUGCUAUAGAAAAUCCAGAGCCUGGGAGGAGGCAUACGGUAGGAGAGAACCCCGUCUUUUCGCGGGCAAUUGCUAGGGGACUCAGCUCCCCUUCCAAACUUAGAACUUCUUACCAGCGACCGCCGCUUCGGCGCGUGUUCUGUACUAAGUGUAACGAAUACCCCGAGGGUUUCCGUGGCGAGCACGAACUUCGAAGGCAUAACGACGCCAAGCACGCAUCUUUAGUGAAGAGAUGGGUCUGUACCGAGCCGCAGACCGCGAGUCCACAUAACUCUCCACAACCCGUAAUACCACUUUCGAAGUGCAAGGCUUGCGUUACGCAGAAACGAUACGGUGCUUAUUAUAAUGCAGCAGCUCACUUACGGCGGGCUCACUUCCAUCCGCAUAGGAGCGGUAAAGCUAGUGGCGAUUGGCCCCCGAUGACUGUCUUGAAAGAUUGGAUGCGAGAAGUACGGCAGUCCAUCGACGUCAAUGAAAACGAUACAUCUAGCGGGGAAGAGGAUAAUGACGUAAGGAUGAUGGAGGAUUAUACAUUGCCGCGACAAUCUUCUUUCUUGGAAGCUCCUCGGCUUGCGCCCGCGCCGCCUCAAGGACCAUUAUUAGCCCCGUCGAUAGCUCCGUCACUAGACAGCACCGCACACAGCAGUCCUGUUAUACCAAAGGCCGAAGAUAACAGGAAUCGAUGUCCUCACCCGGAUUGUGGCCGGGUGUUCAAAGAUCUAGCAGCGCAUAUGCUGACACAUCAGGAGGAGCGGCCUGAGAAAUGUCCUAUAGAGAGUUGCGAAUACCAUACGAAAGGGUUCGCACGGAAGUACGACAAAAAUAGACACGCUUUAACACACUACAAGGGGACGAUGGUUUGCCCCUUUUGUCCAGGACCUGGCACAGCUUAUGAGAAGGCGUUUAAUAGGGCUGAUGUUUUUAAGCGGCACUUAACGGCGGUACAUAAUGUCGAACAGACUCCCCCUAAUAGUCGAAAGAUGAUCAUCACUGGGAACAGUUCUCGAAACGGCGGGGAUGCUAAGUGUUCUAUCUGCCAGACCCGAUUCUCGACAGCACAGGAGUUCUACGAGCAUUUGGACGACUGUGUUCUAAACGUAAUUGUUCCGACGACGCCGAAGGCGCUGAAGGACCGGGUCUCGACACCUCAGAAGGGCGAUGAUAGGAGCAUCAUUGUGGCUUUGGAGGAUUCCGACGAAAAGAGUAAAAGUGAAGGGAAGGGAUCCGCUGACGUCUCCCCCGGCAGGGCGAUAGAGCCGGCACGAGGGGACAAGAUGGAUUUGGAUUCGGACAGGGAUUAA
Daldinia loculata is the source of this 3531-nucleotide messenger RNA. RefSeq lists its product as uncharacterized. Lineage: Eukaryota; Fungi; Ascomycota; Sordariomycetes; Xylariales; Hypoxylaceae. The transcript is spliced from 5 exons. Bases 1 to 3531 code for a protein of 1176 amino acids. The record is from RefSeq and is a predicted model, not a curated record.